AUUUUAUUGCCAAGGGUAAUAAAACAUCUGUCAAAAAGCACAAAGUAUCGUCACCAUUAAAAUCCUGCCCCCGCUUGUGCGCAACGGAGUGACCCGUCGGAAGUGGUUCCCGUCUUGCGAAUCGCCGGCUGUAGGUACUUCACUGUGGGAUUAAACUGGAGACUGGAUAGGAUUGACGGCUGAAUCAUGAUAAAUUUAAAGGUGAAAACUUUGGAUUCACAGAAUCACGAUUUCACUGUCGACGAUGAGAUCACGGUGCGGCAGUUUAAGGAGGAGAUUGCGGUUAAGAUCUGCAUCGCCGUCGACAUGCAACGGCUCAUCUACUGUGGGCGUGUACUGGCAGACGACAAACCGUUGAAGGAUUACGAUCUCGACGGGAAGGUGGUGCAUCUGGUGCAGCGGCCACCACCGUCGGCCCGCAAUAACAGCGUAAGUGGGUCUGCAGCCGCCUCCCGUUUGGCCGAUGAAGCCACGCGUGCUUCGCGCCGUUCGCGUAGCAGUGACAAUGCGCGACGUAACAUUUUCCGCGGUCUCGACGAUAUCAACACGAUGUACUUUGGAUCGAUGACGUCGAUUCCGUUGAACGUGAGCACAGGCAAUGCCACGCAAAUCCCGUCGGUCAGCUCGUCGUCGACCUUGUGCAAUAACCGCAUCACAGUAGCCCGCCACAUGCUUGAGUGUGUUGAUAGCAUUUUAAGCUACUUGGAGAAUCCGGCUCGUGGUCUGAACUACAGUGCAAUGGAUUAUCUGUCGCAGCAAACGAUGGAAUCGACCGUUUUCGAGUUUGGCAUUUCGGCCGUUGGUGAUGUCGAUAUACCGCACAACCAGGUGCAAAGUUUCGUGAACGCCGUCCAAGGUGCGGUGAGUGCUGCGUUCCGCCAGAAUGGGAUGUCGAACGUGACCGUGCAGCAACCGGAUGGGGCGAAUGGGGGAGGCUCAUUGCAGGUUUUUGGCACGGUACCCGACUUUGCCGUGCUGACGCCACCAAACACAAGCGCCACAGCCACACCGGCGCACGAGGGGUCUGGAGGCAGUAGCAGCAGUAGCACUAGUAGCAGCAGCAGUAGCAGUAGCAGCAGUAGUAGCAGCUCCGGUGGCGGUGGAAGUGGUACUUCGUCAUCGAGCAGCUCCUCGGAAACGAGUGCCGACAGUCGCCGACAGGCACGGCCGGGACCAUCUGCCGCCGCAAGCCAGCAGACGACCAGUCCCCAAACGCUUGGGGAAGUGGUGCAACAGAUGCGCAAUGUGCAGCGCCGCAUGGAACCGUUCCUGCAGCAGUACUACAACAUUCUGCUCGAGGAUCCCGCGUUCGAGGAAACGGACACGACGGGACGCGAAAAUGCGCAGCGCGUUUUCGACCGCGUGUCGGAAGCGAUGCACUAUAUGUCACACGCCCAACACGCGAUCAGCGAUCUGAUGUUGGAUCUGCAGAUGGCCACACCGCGGCACCUCUGCUGUCGACCGAUUCUGGUCGAACAGAAUGCCUACGUGAGCUCGGGAAUGGCCGCCGUGCCUCACAACAUCAAUUUGUCCAACUUGCUACGCAACAAUAAUAACAACAAUAAUACCAACAACAACAAUAAUAAUCCGGAAGUUGGAAACAACAAUAUCAACGCUCAGGUCAUCAACGUCGGUAUAGCACCGUCGUGGUUUGCUGGCGCCCCAGGAGGGGCAAUGCGACCGCCUGCGACAACGGGCCCUGCCGCCAGUAAUGCUGCCCCAAGAGGUGGUGGUGCUUCGGGCGAAACAGCGGCCACGGCGGCGGCGACUGCGGCUCCCCAGCCUCCUGCCACAGGUCAGUCUACCGCAUCAAAUAGCCUCAGCAUUGGGCGGCCAGAUAUGGAGGACGAUAAUGUCGUCACCUCCCUGUACAUCCCUUUAUACGACCUCAACAACCUGCGGCGCGUGCAGAACAUUCUCGGAGAGAUGCCUCCACCUGUGCUUGCAGGAAGAAGAACGGGUGCUCCACUGAUUGGGGCCACCCUGCUAACACCGAGAGCCCCGCGGACGGCAUCAGCCGACGGUCGACUGCAGCCACCAUCCUCGACCGGACCGACCGCAUCCUCGAUCCCGGCCGGAGGUGUACCGAGUAAUAAUAACAACAAUGGUGCCGGUGGACUCAACCCUAAUACCAACGCCCAGCUGCAGAUGGCUCGAUUCAUACAAGCGGUCGUUAAUGCUGCUCCCAUCCAUACUGAUAUCCAUGUGCAGAUCAACACGGGUGGGGACGGUGGUAAUGGCGGCGGUACAGCAUCCACACCUCAGGAAGGCACCGGAAAUCCCACCAACACAACCACCACCAACACUGACAGCAACACGAACGGCUCUGGAGCGACCCCCAGCGGUGAUGGCGCUACUGCAGCAGCAGCGGGUGGUGGUGGUGCUAAUGUGCACUUUUUGCCACGUUUUGCCACCGUUACACUCCCGACGACAUCGACCCAGACGCGCUCGACGUCGCGGCCGCACGUGCACAGCAUACCACCUCCAGCUGCUUCGCACAUCCGCAACCUCAGACCGCUCCAGUCGAACAUCCUGUCAACGUUUGAUCGCUUUUUGCCAUGCAGUAGUCAUCACAUACGCGACAGCAGCUCCAAUCAGCAGCAAGAGCGGGGCAACGAUGGUGCCAGCAAUCGUGCGGGACAACCGACCAGUGCCUCGGGCGCUGGAGGAAGACCGGUGGCUACCGGAGGUAGUACGAGCUCUGGUACUCAAACGACGCCCGCUGCCGAUGCGGGACCCCCUAGCCGCCCCGAUUUGUUCUCACCCCUUCCGUUCACCAUGUUCGGCAGCCAAUUUACGUUGGCCGACUUCUGUAACCUGGUACCGAACCCAAACACGUUGAACCGCAUCCGUGACUCUCUGCAAGCGUACAUCAACCAGACGUUGGUCGAUAAUGAUGCCGUCCGCGCGUUGAUCAAUACCGGCAUCGGCCAGGUGAAUGCGGUGCUGCAACCGUUCGCAUCGUCUGAGCGACCAGACUAUGACACGCGCGCCUCGCUGGCUAAUCUGAUACGUUCCUCGCUGCCGACCUGCAUCAGUCUGGUCCGUGAGGAUACCUCGCCUCAGUUCGGUAUCCGGUUGGUGCGUCUGCUGGGCAAGUUCGUCCGCCAUUUCUUCAUGAUACUCGUGGCGGGACUGGGACGUGAAAAUGCACGGUCUGCCGUGUCGGAGCUGCUGCAGGCCGCGUUGCACCAAAGCCCUGCCGCACAGCUGCCAGCCAGCGAUCCGUCCACUGUGAUACAGGAUGUGCAUCGUGCCCUGCUGCCGACCCUCGAGCGCCACCUGGAGCUGGCCAGCCGCCAUAACAUGAGUGACGUGCAAGAGUACAUGGUCAUCCGUCAGCCGGCUCCGUCUCAGUUGCAAUCGGUCGUCGCAUUCCAUGCCGCCACGGCGUCGACAGCGGCGGCUGCUGCAAGCCGAUCCUCCAGUGUGUCCUCUAACAACACCGGCCAGCGAGAACCAAGUCCAAUGGAAGUGGAUGAUGUUGAGACUACCUCGACUCCGGAGCUAGUGUCGGACAUAGCGGAGAUCUCGAUAUCGAUCGAACCACCGGCCAUGAGCGUUGAUCCGUGUGCGGCGGCGAUCGUGAUCAGCGACGUCGUUCCGGAUGAAAUCGUUGCGGAUGCAGCGGCAGUCACCUCUACUGUCGGCCGCCAAUCGACCAUCGAAGCCGCUGGUGGAAUGGCUGCAGCAGCGGCAGCCGUUGCUUUGCGUGCCGCAUCACUGGCCGACCCACGGGUUCCGCCACCGCGGCCCACCGAUGAGGAAGAGGAGGAGCUGCCGACCGUGACCGUCGGGACCGAAUCGUGGCAUCGCCAUUUCCCUUCCAACUGGCUGCCGGUCAUUACCCGAGAUCUCGGACGUCAACGGCGACAGAAUCCACAGGCACCGUUUUCCGAUGCGUACAUUGCCGGCAUGUCGUCCAAGCGCAGGAAGCUGCUCACGGAAGCGAAGCCCCCUAACGAUGUGCAUUCACUGAUCGCUGAUGGUGUUAGGCGAUCGUUUCUCGGUAGUGGCGUGACUCCUCCGAACGUUACGACCACAGGUACUGGUACUGGCGGUAGUUCAACCGGUGGUACGAGACGGCGGCCGGGAAUCGCGGGAGGCGCGUCAGCAACGAGCACCGGUGGCGGUGGCGGCGCGAGUGGCGGCGAACCGAACCGGUUUCGCUCGCUGGACGAACUGGCCAACAGCAUUGCCAGCGAUAGCGCUCUGCAGGCCUCAUACUGUGAGGCCAUGAAGGCGACCGUACGCGACCGAUUGGCCAAAGAUCCGGACUACGAUGCGUCUCGGUUUCCCAAUAGCUCCAAAUACUUUGAGAAGCAGUAAAUCGUCGAAUGGGAAGGGAUCCAGGAUGGUGAAAUAAUGUCACCCGCGCACACCCGAAGAUCAAUCGUGUGCACUGCCUGUGUGUGUGUGUGUUUGUUUGCACUUCCAAAUAACGUGCGCUGUUUUGUUAUUACACUCCUUUCGAUUCCGCUUCUGUUCCUUCUUGUUUCGUCUCGUCUCACACACACAGACACAUACACAUUAAUAUUCGAAAUGGCAAUUUGGGCUGUGGUUUUCCACGUCUGCAUAUGUCUCUGUGUGAUCCUCGGCAUUGAGGAUCAACUUUAAAAUCUACGUUUGAAAAUGACAGUCUUGAAUGUAAUGAAGCAGAUAGAGGGAAGAGGUCGUAAACUAGGAGUAGGGUUAAGAUGGAAAGAGAAUGAUAGAACAAUUUGGUUAAAGCAAUGUAACGUAGCGAGAGAGAGAGAAAUCGGUUCCAGCAAUCCAGCUGAUUGUUCGGAUCGAUAGGACAAGCUGAAAUCACGCGACUGAUUGAUUGAGAAGAUCAACCAAGAAAUGACUUAGUAGCGACGCGGCCGCUGUCAGUUGCCGUGUUUGGGUGUCUUUCCAACUUUCUACAACAACCUGCUUCGGCCAUUCGCGCACCUAUGCUCCCAUAUACUUUCGCUGCAGGCGCAGACACUCCAUCAGACGAUCGUCGGAAUGCCAGUUUGAUUUGGGUUCUUGUUUCACGGACCUCGCGCCACGGCCAUUGCUCGGUGGCGGAGGGAUGGCUUCCGAAAAGGGUUAGGGACGGUUUUACUUGAACGAAUGAAUGAAGUAAGAGACAUACACCUUAUAAUCUACUCAUAAAGCAACCUCUAAUAGAAAGUUAUAAUAAAUCCUGCUAGAGUAACGGGA
Anopheles bellator is the source of this 5190-nucleotide messenger RNA. Its product is annotated as large proline-rich protein BAG6. Bases 187 to 4329 code for a protein of 1380 amino acids. Gene Ontology annotation, molecular function: polyubiquitin modification-dependent protein binding; misfolded protein binding. The transcript is spliced from 14 exons. The record is from RefSeq and is a predicted model, not a curated record. Gene Ontology annotation, cellular component: BAT3 complex. Lineage: Eukaryota; Metazoa; Arthropoda; Insecta; Diptera; Culicidae.